AACUACAGCUAGUCUGCGGGAUCUCCAGUACUUCUCAGAAAUCGCUCCAUACUAUAGAAUGUUGAAGGCUGCUGCAGCGAUCAACAGGCGUGUUCGGUAUUCGGCCUCGGCUUUCCGUGCAGCACCGCCCCCAUGACAUCUUACCCCAGACGAACCUCAGGCAUCGCACUCCGCCCACCUCAUCCCCACCAUCUUCCAUCAUGUUCGCUCGCACACCUCUAAGAGUCCGCGCCGCGGCCAGAACCAUCGCAGCGCAAGGCGCACGCACCUAUACUUCCCGCGCUGCCGAGAUGCCUGCUCGAACCGCACCCAUCCGCACCCUCCUCCGCACCUCAAUCCCGCGUGCAUCCACAACAGCUGCCCAGCGCGCCUCUCCCUACCUCACAUCGCAAAUCCAUACACAACAUCAAUCGCAACUGCGCUCGCGCACGCCAUCCCCGGCACCACGCUACGAAGUCCGGAACCACUCGAUUCUCGCCGCACCAAACCAAUGGACGCGCUUCAGCACACCUACCUCCCUCUCUUCAGUGCGCACAUUCACAUCUACCCCAAAAAUUGCUUGGCCAGCCGAGUCUUCCCCUGACGUCUCGCCUGAGCACCAUAAGGCCAUUGAGGAUCACAUCGAGACGAUCACAGACAUGUUCGGCACCGCGAAAGAUGAGUUCGAAAUUGCGUCCGAGGAAACGGACAAGAAUACCACGUAUGCGCAAGAUGACCGCGAUGCAGCGCGCGAGGAGUUGGACAAGCUGCUAGAAUACUAUGGUAGGGUCGUGAGCGAGGCGGAGGAGGUAAUUGGGCAGGAAGUGAAAAGGAGGGUGGGGCACCGCAUUAGAGAGCUGAAAGCGGGCGUGGAAGCGUUAGAGGAGAGGGCAAUGGAGCAUGAUUAGGCGUUGACGUUCAUAUCGUUUGGGUGCAGAGCUCUUACGUAGAGCGUUGCGAAGACGAGUCCAGGGCAUGGCAGGCGUUCUAGAGUGCUUUGCAAGACCUCGACUCUUUCGUAUGGAGGCUGAGCGUAUUGCUCAUGUGUAUCGGUAUAACACUUGUAAUCAUACGGCUGAGUGCUUACGCGUUUAUAUUUUUCUGGCAGGAACAGUAGCAUAAAUACCAGGGAGGGCACAUGUCAUAGUCUGA
This is a messenger RNA of Boeremia exigua, 1131 nucleotides long. RefSeq lists its product as uncharacterized. The coding region runs from base 201 to 887 and encodes 228 amino acids. The transcript has a single exon. The record is from RefSeq and is a predicted model, not a curated record. Lineage: Eukaryota; Fungi; Ascomycota; Dothideomycetes; Pleosporales; Didymellaceae.